AUGCCCAGAGUGAUUAUUUAUGUGUGUUUGUUGUUGAAGUUUUUGCUGCAGAUCAACUGUUUGUGCUGUCUUUCAGAAAGCUAUGUGGCAGAUGAAAUAAUAAAAUCUCGGGCUGGUGUUAGAGUGCGUGUAGGCAAUACAGAUGCAGAGGGCAGGAUGGUUAUGGCAGACGUCUUAUGUCGCAUGAAGGAACUUGCCCUGGAAUCAGUCAACCCUGAGUUAUUUACAAUUGCCACUCUAACAGGACAUGCAAUUAGAGCAAUGGGACCAGAUUAUUCUAUCAUCAUGGACAAUGGACCUGCUAGACAUUUUGGCACAGCACAGAAGAUUCAAUCCUCUGGAGAUAAAUAUGGAGACCCUUUUGAGAUUUCUACAAUAAGGAGAGAA
Candidula unifasciata is the source of this 387-nucleotide messenger RNA. Lineage: Eukaryota; Metazoa; Mollusca; Gastropoda; Stylommatophora; Geomitridae. The record is from the annotation of a GenBank genome assembly.